AGAGCGCGCGGGCGGAGGAGCGGGACGGGCGGGUGCGCGCCCGGCGGAGGCGGCUGCUGGGCAGGAGGGGGCGGCGGCGGCUGCCGGGCUCCGGCCGGUCUGCGGCGUGGGGCCUGGGCGGCGGCGGCAGCGGCGGCGGGAGAAGAUGCUGCAGUCCCUGGCCGGCAGCUCGUGCGUGCGCCUGGUGGAGCGGCACCGCUCGGCCUGGUGCUUCGGCUUCCUGGUGCUCGGCUACCUGCUCUAUCUGGUCUUCGGCGCCGUGGUCUUCUCGUCAGUGGAGCUGCCCUACGAGGACCUGCUGCGCCAGGAGCUGCGCAAGCUGAAGCGUCGCUUCCUGGAGGAGCACGAGUGUCUGUCCGAGCAGCAGCUCGAGCAGUUCCUGGGCCGGGUGCUGGAGGCCAGCAACUACGGCGUGUCUGUGCUCAGCAACGCGUCGGGCAACUGGAAUUGGGACUUCACCUCGGCGCUCUUCUUCGCCAGCACCGUGCUCUCUACCACAGGAUAUGGCCAUACAGUGCCCUUGUCAGAUGGGGGUAAGGCUUUCUGCAUCAUCUACUCGGUCAUCGGCAUUCCCUUCACCCUCCUGUUCCUGACGGCAGUGGUCCAACGUGUCACCAUCCACAUCACCCGCAGGCCUGUCCUCUACUUCCACCUCCGCUGGGGCUUCUCCAAGCAGGUGGUGGCCAUCGUCCAUGCUGUUCUCCUUGGGUUUGUCACCGUGUCCUGCUUCUUUUUCAUCCCAGCGGCUGUCUUCUCUGUCCUAGAAGAUGACUGGAACUUCCUAGAAUCCUUUUAUUUUUGUUUUAUUUCCCUAAGCACAAUUGGCCUAGGGGAUUACGUUCCUGGAGAAGGCUAUAAUCAGAAAUUCAGAGAGCUCUAUAAGAUUGGGAUCACAUGUUACCUGCUGCUUGGCCUUAUUGCCAUGUUGGUAGUUCUGGAAACAUUCUGUGAACUCCAUGAGCUAAAAAAAUUCAGAAAAAUGUUCUAUGUGAAGAAAGACAAGGAUGUUGAUCAAGUGCAUAUCAUAGAGCACGACCAGCUGUCCUUCUCUUCCAUCACAGACCAAGCCACAGGCACUAAGGAGGAUCAGAAGCAGAAUGAGCCGUUCGUUGCCGCUCCAUCGUCUGACUACUCCGAUGGCUCUGUGAACCAUUAAGCUUUGCUAUAUUGUUCUUGACCACCAAGGUCAGGGCCAUGAGAAGGAGGCUUUCAUUUUGUCCAUUUUUAGGAGAAUGUAAAAGCAAAUAUAAUAUUUUAACAAGUAUGUAUUGUUUGCAAUGUUUGAAAAACAAAGGAAAUGUUUAGUUUGGAGGACUGUCUACUAUCUGAGGAAAUGGGAUUUGUACCUGUAAUUCAUAUGCAAAAAAAUGAUCUAGAUUUUACUAUUAGAUGAAGCAGUUUGGUGCAGUGGGUAAAAGCAAAUUUUAUACUUUUGAUUGGGGACUUGGGGAUUUGCAUUUAAAUCAUUUAGCUAAUGGCUAAAUAACAACAUUUAUAUUUUAAAAAAAGGAUAGAGAUGGUUUUAUAAAUAAGUUUAUGUGUACUGGUUUGCAUGUGUCCAUUCAAAAUUAUUAUUUUUGUAGAAUCUAAGUUAAGCCUACUAUUUAUAACAAAGAGGAAAAUAUUAACUGUGUAUAUACAUAGAAUGCAUAAGUUUAUACCCUGUAUAUACAGUGUAGGUCACCAAGUGCAGCAUAUCCUCAACCUAAGAUUGUAGAUAUUUUUAUUUCAUUUCUCUUUAUACUAAUUAAUCAAGACUUGCUGCAGUAAAAUAUGGUGAAUAAUACAUUUAAGAAUGUAUUAUAGCAUUAUCCUAGAAUAAAUAUUUCUAACGAUUUAUAAUUAUAUGAUAUCAGACCUCUAGUGCUUGUAAGCAUUUCUCUGGUGAUAAAAAAAAAAGAUAGUGAAGAUUAUGAUUUGUGAAAAUGGUUGAGGGAUUUUGUUUUAAAAACUGCAGCCACCUAGUACUAAAGCACAGAAUGUUAACAUAGAUGCCCCCAAAGGAACAUAUUGUCAAAUUAAUCUGAGAAUUUUAAAAUUUGUAAGUUAAAUAAAAAUUAUAGCUGGUUGCAAUCUUGUGCAUUAUCAAGAAAGUUUUUCCUCUGUGUAGUUAAUAUGUAUGAAUCCCUUGAUACAAUGUAAAGACAGUGAUGUGUACAUCACUGUACUAUAGGACAUUACUUAAGAAGGUUAAAUAGGGGGUCGGGUGGUAGCAUAGCAGGUUAAGCGCAUGUGGCGUAAGGUGCAAGGACCAAGGACCGGUGUAAAGAUCCUGGUUCAAACCCCUGGCUCCCCACCGGUAUGGGGGGGGUCGCUUCACAAGUAGUGAAGCAGGUCUGCAAGUGUCUUUCUGUUCCCUUCUCUGUCUCCCCUCCUCUCUUGAUUUCUCUGUGUCCUAUCUAACAACAAUAUCAAUGGCAACAAUAGCAACAAGGGCAGCAAAAUGAAAAAUAAUGGCCUCCAGUAGCAGUGGAUUUAUAGUGCAUGCCCAGAGCCCCAACAGUAACCAUGGAGGCAAAAAAAAAAAAAGGUUAAAUAGUUGGCAAAAUAACUCACCGGAUAGUGUACUUGCUUUGCCAUGAACAAGACCUAGACUCAGCACAGUAGGGAUGGGAGUAAGGGAGGAGAAGAGUUCCAGUGUUGUGAUAUCUUUCCCUUUCUCUAUCUCUCUUUUGAAAAAAGUUGUCUAGAGAGUUGAAGUUUGCCACAAUAAUAGUAUUUUUAUUUUAGAAAGACCCUGUGUGAUCACAGAUGCUCAGGAACUGCUGAGUCUCAUCUCCAGGAAAUGAUUCUCCAGAUGUUAAAAGUCAGUGCCUUGAGGGCCAGUGAAAUAGCUCACUUGUUUAGUGUGCUGCUUUACCAUGGAUGGGACCCAGGGUCAAGCCCAGCCCCACCACUACGUUGAAGGAAUGUUCAUUGAAGGAAUCUUCAGUUCUCGAAUAUCUUUUACUCUCUCUCCCUCUCCACCUCUAUCAAAUAAAGGGGGGGGGGGCUUGCAGUAGGAAACCUAUCAGAACCCCCUACUUUUGGGAGUUUACUAAAUGACCUCUUUACUGUCUGCUACAUGUAAUCCUAAGCACACCAUUGCCAGCUGUAUACUCACGCAUUAGCCUUCAAACCCUUUACCCCUGACUUAUAUCAGGACCUUUCUUUACUAUAUAAAAUAUCAUCUAGUCUCAUGACAACAAAACCAUAAGGAGUGAUCUCAAUUCUCUCGGCACUGAUGCCAUUUUCUGUGGUUAACCAUCAGCAGAAUUUGGUUUGAUUUUUUCACAUGCUGUUCUAUCUUCUGAACUCGGGUUAUGCUACUGCAUAAGUAUAUUUCUCUCAGUAUUCCAUGUUGAGCAGGUCUCCACAGUGGAGAACUAUUCUUAGCUAGAGUACGUAGAUGGUUAAGCAGUGAAAUACUGAAGAGACUAGAAACAUACAUUAUGGACAUGAUCAGGUCUAGAAAAUUAAGAGUGAACACAAAAACUUGGUAGAAUACAAAGGUGCUGAAGAAUAAAAACUGAAGGAAUACUGAAGUAUCUAGGAGAAUGUCAAUAUAUUUUAUAAAAUG
Molecule: messenger RNA, 3559 nt
Organism: Erinaceus europaeus (western European hedgehog)
Lineage: Eukaryota; Metazoa; Chordata; Mammalia; Eulipotyphla; Erinaceidae
Gene: KCNK1
Product: potassium two pore domain channel subfamily K member 1
Exons: 3
Coding region: 146-1156 (336 amino acids)
Biological process (GO): stabilization of membrane potential; potassium ion transmembrane transport
Cellular component (GO): membrane
Molecular function (GO): potassium ion leak channel activity
Source: RefSeq, a predicted model, not a curated record